AUGCACGCACAUUUUGCUCCUCCACUUCAGGCAGCUGUUGCAGCUGUGAUGGCACUUUCGAAUACAUCGUCCGCUUCAUCAACGUCUGAAAGCCAUGCAUUGACACCGAUUCAUCAAACAGCAACGAAGAGCGAAUGGAUGGAAGCAAUCGAACAACAACAUUUAGAACGAUCGGCAUUAAACCGACUGAUUAUCAAUUAUCUCAUCACUGAGGGUUUCAAAGAAGCAGCGGAGAAGUUCGCUGAAGAAGCUGGAAUGCCGUUGAACGAUAUUGAUUUGACCUCAGUUGAAGAACGUUUGAAAAUUCGGGAAGCAAUUGAAAACGGCAAAAUUCAAGAAGCAAUUGACUUUAUUAACAAAAAAUCGCCGGAAUUGCUCGACCAAAACCGACAAUUAGCAUUUCAUCUCAAGCAACAACAUCUGAUCGAAUUGAUUCGUUCGAAUUUAAUCGACGAAGCUUUAACCUACGCGCAGAUUCAUCUCGCUGAAUUUGCCGAAGAUGAACUGAAAAUGCGACAAGAAUUAGAAAAAACCAUGGCUUUGCUGGUUUUCGAUAAACCAUUAGAAUCUCCUUAUGGUUAUCUAAUGCAACUAUCACAUCGUCAACAAGUCGCCAAUGAAAUCAACAGUGCGCUGCUCAUCGAUCAAAACGAACAAUCAGAAUCGGAUUUAUCGAUGUUAGUCCGGAUGGUUACGUACAUGCAGGACAAAUUAGAUAAUAAAUCUCUACGUUAUCCAAAAUUAAUUGAUAUAGCAACGGGAAAACUGGACGAUUGUUGA
Molecule: messenger RNA, 780 nt
Organism: Adineta ricciae
Lineage: Eukaryota; Metazoa; Rotifera; Eurotatoria; Adinetida; Adinetidae
Source: the annotation of a GenBank genome assembly